Messenger RNA from Hypomesus transpacificus, 2327 nucleotides. RefSeq names its product POU class 2 homeobox 3 (gene pou2f3). Lineage: Eukaryota; Metazoa; Chordata; Actinopteri; Osmeriformes; Osmeridae. The coding region runs from base 381 to 1586 and encodes 401 amino acids. The record is from RefSeq and is a predicted model, not a curated record. Gene Ontology annotation, molecular function: RNA polymerase II cis-regulatory region sequence-specific DNA binding; DNA-binding transcription factor activity, RNA polymerase II-specific. Gene Ontology annotation, cellular component: nucleus. The transcript has 14 exons. Gene Ontology annotation, biological process: regulation of transcription by RNA polymerase II.
UCCCAAAAUUGCAGUUCCACUCAAAACAUUUUUUUUUUACCUUUCUAAGGUCUGCUCUUUGCAUUUGGAUAUCAUUCAAAAAGACAACUAGUAGCUGAGGUUGCAGACUUUUUAUUAAAGUUGAGAAACGGCCAUGCUACCUCAAUGGAUUCAAAGAAAAAGGAGGAGUUUAGAUGAGGGCAUUAUGAGAGGAGCCUGUGCCAUCAUGCUUUUUUAUCCUCCAGUCUGCUUUCAUCAGUCAUGUUGACAGUGGAUAAACCUUCACCACACAAAAAAGGUAAAUGCAGAUGAGCAUCAGUUUUUCUCAAAUUCCAUUAAUAGGACAAGAGGCAUAUAUAAAUGUGAAACUUUUUGCGGGAUCUUCAAACUAAGAUAUUAAGAUGAGCACUGACAUAGUGGAACAGUCUCACCAUGAACAAACAGACAUUGAACAAAAUGGCAUUGACUUCUCCAGACAAAUCAAGACAGAGGACAUCAAUGACUCCCCUCACUCAGUCACCUCUCUGAAGACAUGUCAUCUGACACAAGGCUCACCGGUGCAUGGUGGUCAGCUGAGCGGGGAGCUGCCCUCCCUACAUACCAUGCAGCAACUGGUCCUGAUGCCAGGAGCUCACCCAUCAUCCUUCCUGCUCUCACAGACUCAGACAAACCACCAAGCACUUUUGCAGCAGAACCUCUUGUCCCUGCCGACCCAGAGUCAGUCAGGCCUCUUGCAGCACCAGCCUGGAUUAGCUCUCACACCCCAGUCCAUGAGUCGUUCAGGUUUGGCUGGCUCAACCAUGGAGGGUCAUCUGGACAUGUCCCACCUACAGGUGCCUAAACACAUGGGAGUUAGCCAACAGGACGAACCUAGUGACCUGGAGGAACUAGAGCAAUUUGCCAAGGCCUUCAAACAGAGACGUAUUAAACUGGGCUUCACUCAGGGGGAUGUAGGUCUGGCUAUGGGGAAACUGUAUGGGAACGACUUCAGCCAAACGACGAUCUCACGUUUCGAGGCCCUUAACCUGAGCUUUAAGAACAUGUGCAAACUGAAGCCCUUACUUGAAAAGUGGUUAAGUGAUGCAGAGAACUCUCCAUCUGAUCCUAUGAGCGCCUCUGCCUCUCUCCCUCCCUUAAUGGAAGGAUAUGGCAGGAAGAGGAAAAAGAGGACGAGUAUCGAAACCAACAUCAAGCUAACCCUGGAAAAACGCUUCAUGGAUAACCCCAAGCCCAACUCCGAGGAGAUCACUCUGAUCUCAGACCAACUGUCCAUGGAGAAAGAGGUGGUCCGUGUCUGGUUCUGUAACCGCAGACAGAAAGAGAAAAGAAUCUACUGCCCUGUGUCCAACUCACCCAUGAAGUCUCAUAACUUCAACUCCAGAAUGCCAUCAUGUAACACAUUAUUUCAGGCGUCCACAUCUAGAUCAUACAGCCCUCUUGCUUCAGGGGGAGUAUCGUCCAGUUCCUCUCCCAGUAGUCCCAGUCGCGGGCCUUCCCCAGGCACUCUCUCUUCCGCCACCGCUACUUUGACCUCCCAGGUCAACCAGUCCUACAGCACUCCAGGGUCAUGGUAUCGAACAUGGAACCCAGCAUCAUAUCACCACUGAGAGAUACUUCAUUAGUAACUGUCCACAAUUAUUUUGAUAACGCAGACAAACUACUGAUGUCAGUAGAGUGAAAGGAAAUAUGUACCUACAAAUGUAAUAUUAAAUAAAUUAUGCAAUUGGUUUCAAAUACACCUUAAUGCAAAUGUUUUUUCACUGUGAUAAUCUGUGAGAUGCACAACAGCUCAAUUAUUGCCAGAAAAAAAUCCCUUCACAGGAGCAAAUUUCAGACCCGUUUUUGUAAAACUUGCAAAGAAAGUUAAAUCUAUGCAAUGUCUUUGUUUACAAAUGACCAUCAAUGCAAAAGAGUAUUGCAUUGAAAAAUGUAUACGUAAACACUUGCACGCAAUGAACAGCAGCAAUACUACAAAUGUUUAAAAUCUCUGUCACUAAAAUCUCUAAAUUGGGCAUUGCAGGUGAACUGACUUGAGCGACAUGUUUAGGCUACAGUAUGAAAAUGUUAACUGUUCCUUUUGUUAUUUAUCAUGAGUUAUUGUGUGUGAAGGUAUUGUGUGAAGGUGUACAUAUUACAAUGUAAGACAACAACUGUAUACGUUGUCCAUUGAUUGUAUUUUUUAUAUUUGCAUGUAUUUGUUUGAACAUUAGUGACAUUGGUAAAAGAUAGGAGUGUAUAGAUUUUGGGGAAAAAUAAAGUUUCUACUGAUCAAUAUUUGGUGGCCAAGCCGCAAAGUGGCGAAGCCACCUUAAGUGUUUCUACUUAUUCUUAUUAUUAGGGACCAAGCA